Molecule: messenger RNA, 2622 nt
Organism: Fusarium odoratissimum NRRL 54006
Lineage: Eukaryota; Fungi; Ascomycota; Sordariomycetes; Hypocreales; Nectriaceae
Product: Fe-Mn family superoxide dismutase
Exons: 2
Coding region: 516-1040 (174 amino acids)
Biological process (GO): superoxide metabolic process
Cellular component (GO): mitochondrion
Molecular function (GO): metal ion binding; superoxide dismutase activity
Source: RefSeq, a predicted model, not a curated record
AGAUCAUUCCAUGAGAUUGAAAAGGAAAUAUUCAGAAGCAUACAGAUGUAACCCAACAUCUUCCAUCUUGAUCUCUCUAUAAAGCCACAGCACUAGCCACUGAAGCCAAGCCUCAGAUCAAGUCAAGCUCUCCCAAGUAUGACGACAGAUUGAUCCAAGCUCCCAUUCGGCAGACCCGACAUUGCCGUCCCGAUCAGCUCUUUAACCAACCCCUCCCUCCGCUCAACUCUCCUCGACUUUUUUUGACAUCAUCGUCAAUUGCACUAUCACAAGCUUGCCUACAAUCCUCUUCAAAAUGGCUUCCGCUCUCCUCCGUUCAACUCCCGCUCUCCGCGCCGGUCUGCGCGCCCGCUCAACUCCCCUCGCCGCCAUGGCCACAACCAGCUUCGUCCGCAACAAGGCCACCCUUCCCGACCUUCCCUGUACAACCCCCCAUUCUCACAAUCAUCAAUCCUCGCAACUAACAAAGCCUAGACGACUAUGGCGCUCUUGAGCCUUACAUCUCCGGUCAGAUCAUGGAGCUUCACCACUCCAAGCACCACCAGACCUACGUCACCGGCUUCAACAACGCUACCGACGCCCUCGCCGAGGCUCAGCACAAGAACGACGCCAAGGCCGCUGCUGCCCAAGCUCCUCUGAUCAACUUCCACGGCGGUGGUCAUGUUAACCACUCUCUUUUCUGGGAGAACCUUGCUCCCAAUGGCAAGGGCGGUGGUGGUGAGCCCGAGGGCAAGCUUCUGAAUGCUAUCAAGGAGGACUUUGGCUCCUUCGACUCUUUCAAGAAGCAGACCAACGCUACCCUCGCUGGCAUCCAGGGCUCCGGCUGGGCCUGGCUCGUCAAGGACAAGAACUCUGGCACUCUGUCCAUUGUCACCCGACCCAACCAGGACCCCGUCACUGGCACUCUUGAGCCUCUCCUUGGUAUUGAUGCUUGGGAGCACGCUUAUUACCUCCAGUACCAGAACCGCAAGGCUGAGUACUUCAGCGCCAUCUGGGAGGUCAUUAACUGGGGCACUGUUUCCAAGCGAUUCGAGAAGUAAAUAUGUUCGUGUUAGCGAAAUUGUAAAGCUCGAAAGAGUUGAAGGGAAAAAAUAGCGAUAACGUGUACGCAACCAAGGCCGACGUUUCGUGACCAUGCGUCAUCUGUUUGUUUGUCAAGAUACCGGGUGUAUAGUACCUUGAGGUCUAAUAAGAGAACUUGAAAAGAGUAGACAUGCGCAGUCUCCAGGAGGCAAGGAAACUUGAGACCUAUAUUCUUAGUAAUGAAGCCUCAGGUAAGCUUAGUAUAACUAAGGAAGACUUCAGGCCGGUUAUCUUUCAACACUUUUAUUAAAUGUCAGAAGCUUCCUAGCUCCCUGAUGAGCCUUCAACCAAGGCUUACAACAUCCGAUACUGCUAUCUAUGAUCCUGUGUUUCCACCAUCGCAUCCCAUAGGGAUUCUCCAAACCAGGAGUCGUGACUCUUUCCGAUAACCCUGAUCAAUCAGCCCGUGCAUCUUCAAGAUAUAAAACUUUGCCAUUUGCUGGAAGCUACACCGAUUCCUUCUGAGUUCGGCCGCGUGUUGCGUCCACCCGACGCCAGUGAGACACAAAAUGUUGCCUCAGCUUGCGCAAACAAAAUCGCCAUGUCACAAGUCUCAAGAUCAGGGCUGCUGACAUCUCGCAAUUCCCUGGUAGGCCGCCAACUCAGCCGGGAACUCCUCUUCAAAGAUCUCAGCUGCGUAACUAUACCAGUCACUGUUCGCCUCGGUAGUUCUCGCCUCGAAGAACCGCGCGUACUCCCACCAAACUGGAUACUGUCCUGCGCAGUCCCAGCCAAGGAUCCAGCUGAUGGUGUUGUUGGAGACAACAAUGUUCUUGGGGCACAAGGCCCCAUGGGUGAGAACCGAAGGAUAAUCAUUGCGAAAUUGAGUGAUCAAGGCCUUGGCCACAGCUUUCGGCACCGACUCAUACAAAGUUGACAUGAGAAGUGCCAUGAACUGCUUCUGGCUGGGGCUUGGACGAAUUGCAUAGUAGGUAUGGUCAGGAUGCUUGUCUUGAAGCAAACUGUAUGUUCCUGACUCGAUAGACCCUAGGGGAUAAUUUGGUCCCUGCUUGCUCUCAUUCCGCAUCUUGUGGAGGAGGUUGCGGAGUUGCCUGGCGUACGAAUACUUGUCACUCUUUGUGAGUCUAGGCCAGACAUCUUCGAGCAACUCGCCAAUCACGGUGCGGGUGAUGGCACCGUCUGAAGAAGAAAUGUCCUGAUCAUGAAGGGAUAGAGGGAGAGCUCGAGUAUGGCCCAGCAUGGACAGCUUCUCAUGCUGGACCAUUCCAGCAUUGGAGAUGAGAAAGGUAUAUGUCUUGGGUUUGCCAGGCGCAUCAUUCUUCUUGUUGGGAGCGGCCUGCAAGCAGAGGUUCAAGUUGCGGUUUCGCAAGAGUGAAGUAAGGUAAUGGGUGGAGUCGUCUGGUAGAGGAGCUGCGCAUUCAAUCAGUGCUCUUGAACGUGCAACCACUUGCAUUCUUGCUUACCACGACCAAGGGGCUGAAUAUCGGUGUAGUACUUUUUGACGGGAGCGAUUUUUGGCUUCUUCUCCUGCUGCGCACGUUUCUCCUUGGCCUCCAUCAUGAGCUCGCUGAUGGACCG